AUGGGUUGGGAAAUUGUUCAUCAGGAAUCUACCAAAGAUGCUGGAAGGCGCAGCAGAUUGUGGGAUCCUAAAGAAGUCUGUGAUGUAUUGAAAAAUAACAGGGGAACUGAAGCAGUUGAAGGCAUAAUCUUAGAUGUGUCUCAAAUAAAUGUCUUGCCGCUGAGCUAUGAGACUUUUUCAAGGAUGGUUAAUAUGAGAUUUCUCAAAUUCUAUAUGGGGAAGGGUAGGAAAUGCAAUUUGCACCUUCCUUCAGGUCUCGAAUCAGUUCCUAAUAAAUUAGUGUACCUUCAAUGGGAUGGAUACCCUUCCAAGUCUUUGCCAUCAACUUUUUGUCCUGACAACCUUGUUGUGCUUUCCAUGAUGGAAAGCCAUGUUGAGAAACUUUGGGAUGGAAUCAAGAGUCUUGCAUGCUUGAAAGAGAUCAACCUCCAUGCCAGCAAAAACUUAAUUAAACUCCCAGAUUUAUCUCAGGCACCAAAUCUUGAAACUAUAGAUGUUUCUUAUUGUACAAGUCUGCUUCAUGUUCCCUUAUCCAUACAAUGUGUCAAGAAGCUUCUUGUGUUUAACUUGGAAUCCUGUAAGAGUCUCAAGAGUCUUCCAAGAAACAUUCACUUGUCUUCUCUUGAAAUGUUCAUUCUCAGACGCUGUUCUAGUCUUGAUGAAUUUUCAGUAACUUCAAAGAACAUGACACGCCUAGACUUGAGAGAAACAGCAAUAACAGAUUUCCCAGAAUCUUUUUGGCAGCAUCUGAACAUGCUUGUUUACUUGAAUCUGGAAUCCUGCAACAAGCUCAAGAGUCUUAUAAGCAAUAUUCACUUAAAAUCUCUUCAAAGACUCAAUCUGAGGGAUUGUUCAAUUCUUGAAGUGUUUUCUGUGACUUCAGAGAACAUGGAAUACUUGAAUUUGAGAGGGACAUCAAUAAAAGAAUUACCAAUAUCCGUUUGGCGCAAUAACAAGCUUUUUACUUUGGUUCUUCAUUCCUGUAAAAAACUACUGAAUUUUCCUGAAAGACCAAAACUUGAGGAUUUUCCUCUCAUAUCCUCCUCUGAAAGGCCAAAUAUGGAUGAACGAUGGACUUUGUCAUCCUUGGCAGAUUUAUCACUGAAAGGAAGCAGUGUUGAGAAUUUACCUGCAAGCAUCAAAGAUCUUCCUAGUCUGAAAAAACUUACCUUGACAGAGUGCAAACAGCUUCGGUCCUUACCAAGCCUUCCACCAUCCUUGGAAGACUUAUCCUUAGAUGAAAGUAACAUUGAGUGUUUACCUGUAAGUAUCAAAGAUCUUUCUCAUUUGAGAAAACUUACCCUAAUUAAUCACAAGAAGCUUUUGUCUCCACAGGAUCUUCCUCCAUCUUUGAAAACUCCAUUACUGAAUGAAAGUAAAGUCGAUCCACAUCUUGUGAGCAUGAAAGGUCUUUCUCAACUACAGAAGUUUCCUCAGGUUAAGGGGAAAAAGUUUCAUUCUCUACCAGAGCUUCCACCAUUCUUGGAAGAAUUUUCACUAAGUGAGAGCAAUAUUGAGUGCAUACCUGAAAGCAUUAAAAAUCUUUCACAACUGAGAAAACUAGCCUUAACAAAGUGCUCGAGGCUUCGGUAUUUACCAGAGCUUCCACCAACUUUGGAAGAUUUGUUUCUAUGUGGAUGUGAUAUUGAAAGCUUGCCAAUAAGCAUCAAAGAUCUCGUUCAUUUGCGAAAGAUCACCUUAAUUGAGUGCAAGAAGCUUAAAGCUCUACCAGAGCUCCCACAAUACCUGCAAUCGUUUUGUGCAGCUGACUGCAGAUCACUUGAGAUUGUUCAAAGUUCAAAGAAUGUUUUAAUAGAAGAUAGAUAUGCAUUCUAUUGCAAUUGCAUAAACUUGGACCAAAAGUCACGCAACAAUAUCAUUGCAGAUGCACCCUUUGAGGAAGCUUUUAUUUCUUUGCAAGAAAGGACACCUCUUGGUCCUCUUAUUUCUAUUUGCUUGCCAGGAAGUGAAAUCCCAGACUGGUUCAGCUACCAAUCAACAAAUUCUUCACUGGACAUGGAAAUUCCUGUAGAGUGGUUCCUCGAUUCAAUGUUCUUAGGUUUUGCUCUGUGCCUUGUAAUUGGUUGUUUCAAAAAGAACAGUUACGAAGGGUAUGAUCCAGAUAUCAAUUGUUAUCACUUUGUGAAAUCUGCCUCUGACUCUGGCCCCAGUGUUCCAUUUCUUGGCCAUUGCACAACUGUAAUGCAAGUUCCAAGAGGUUUUAAUUCAGAACAUAUAUUUAUAUGCUACUAUCCUUCUUUUAAUGCCUCCAUACUGCAAGAUUUCAAGGAUUUAAGCUUGUACUAUGAUGCCGAUAACUUAAGGCUCAGGGUCAUCUUUAAAUUCAAGGGUCCUUCUCAACGGUUGGACAUUGUAAAGAAGUGUGGGGUCAGACCUCUGUUGAUUGCUAAUACUGAAAGGCUUCACAUAGAUAGUGAACUGCAACCUGAAUAG
Sphenostylis stenocarpa is the source of this 2454-nucleotide messenger RNA. Lineage: Eukaryota; Viridiplantae; Streptophyta; Magnoliopsida; Fabales; Fabaceae. The record is from the annotation of a GenBank genome assembly.